Molecule: messenger RNA, 1116 nt
Organism: Ziziphus jujuba (common jujube)
Lineage: Eukaryota; Viridiplantae; Streptophyta; Magnoliopsida; Rosales; Rhamnaceae
Product: myb-related protein 2
Exons: 6
Coding region: 53-1000 (315 amino acids)
Biological process (GO): regulation of DNA-templated transcription; abaxial cell fate specification
Cellular component (GO): nucleus
Molecular function (GO): transcription cis-regulatory region binding
Source: RefSeq, a predicted model, not a curated record
UUUAUUCUCUCUUCGGUUGCUGGAACUUUUGGACCUCUUUCUCAGGGAGGCAAUGAAGAUGGUUGAAAGUGAGACGUCUAUGAAGGCAAGGUCUCCACCAUCAUCCUGUCAUGAGAUUAAUGAUCAUCAACUUCUACCUCCACAACCUUGUAAUAACAAUUUCACAGAAAUAAACUUGAAAGCACCGCUGGUUCGGCCUUAUGUUCGGUCCAAAAUGCCUCGGCUUCGAUGGACACCUGAUCUUCAUCGCUGCUUUGUGCAUGCUGUUGAACGCCUUGGAGGAGAAGACAGAGCUACACCAAAGAUGGUUUUGCAGAUAAUGAAUGUGAAGGGCCUAACAAUAUCUCAUGUGAAAAGCCAUCUUCAGAUGUACAGAAGCAUAAAGCAUGAGCAACUGAUUCAAGAAGCAGUUAUGGCAGCCAAAAAGAACGAUAAGGAGGUCUUCCAACAAUCCAACUACUACUACGCCCCAAAUUUGAAUCCAAUCAUGAUCAAUUCUCAACAGAACUAUGCCCAAAACAAUGACAACAUUGGAACAUUAGCGAACCAAAAAGUUUCCCAUCAAAGCUAUGGGGCUCCUUACAUCGAGGAGCUUAAUCUAAUGAAGAAUACUGCCAGCAAUAUUUUUCCAAAUCAGUGGAAAGAGAAGCAAGAAAUAAGGAAUGGGAAUAAAGUGGGAGAGGCAUUACCAUAUGAGGUAACAAUAUCAAACAAAAUAUGGGAGAAGAAACCGAAUUCGUACUUGAUCUUCAAAGAUCUACUCAAAAGAUGCACUACCCAACAAGAGAAGAGCAAUCAACAAGGAAAAGGGUCACGAGCCAAUGCUAGCAGUUGCGAGAGCAAUCAUCAAAGAUUGAAAGAUUUAGGAGCAGCAAGUGAUGGCACAUUGUCUCUUUCACUCAGCUUAAACACUUCCUACCCAAUGCCAUUGAUGCAGCUUAGUAAAGCUGGGAAUACUUCAGAUGCCAAUGAUAUCUCUCUUAACCUAACUCUUGCUUAAAAAUCUUAUUCUCUGUAUAAUCAUAUAAUAUAUAUAUAUUUAUAAUGUCUAAACUCCGUGGAACUCGUAGUUAAAGGUCUAUAUAUAUAUCUUUAUAUAUAAUCACAUUUCUUUAA